UCGAAUGCAUCCAACUCGGCAACUUCAACAACGGGACCAAACUCGCCAUGUCAUCCGCCUACCAUCCGCAGAUAGAUGGACAGAUCGAGCGCCUCAACCAAAUUGUGGAGCAACUCCUCCGCGCAGCCUGCAAGGACGACAUCUCCAAACGGGACUUGCAUAUGCCCGUCCUGGAGUUUGCCUACAACAAUGCUACUCACGCCGCCACUGGAGUGACGUCGUUCUUCCCCUGUUACGGACGCCACCCACUCACACCUCAACAGCCAAACAUACCAGCCACAGUCCAACCCGCUCAUGAUUUCAUCACGACCAUGCACAAACUUUG
Messenger RNA from Closterium sp. NIES-67, 325 nucleotides. The record is from the annotation of a GenBank genome assembly. NCBI's taxonomy places the organism in Eukaryota, Viridiplantae, Streptophyta, Zygnematophyceae, Desmidiales, Closteriaceae.